This is a messenger RNA of Caenorhabditis sp. 36 PRJEB53466, 908 nucleotides long. The record is from the annotation of a GenBank genome assembly. Lineage: Eukaryota; Metazoa; Nematoda; Chromadorea; Rhabditida; Rhabditidae.
AUGGACAAUUCGGUGGAUCUUGACGAAGAAGGAGGUCAACAGCCGGUAAGUAAACGUAAAAAUAAACAAAUCUCCAAAGAAACAUCGAUAAUAUUGCAGUUGUCCGAAAAUUCGACGCCCUACCAAACGCAGGAGUGUGUGCUCUACGGUUCGAUUUAUACAAAGCACAUUCCGGUAAUUAGCAAAUAUUUAUACGUUAAAAUCGGUAAUUCAGGAUCUGGAACGUCGUCUGGCCGGUCUCUGCGAUCCGGGAUGCGAGGAGUUUUACGAGCACGAAAUGUCGUUUUCUCUUCGCUCGGCGACCAAUUCAGCCGACUUAAAAACUGAUAUCAAGUGAGUUUGCAUGUAAAAAUCGGAACAAACAUCUGAAUUUUUUGGUAGACUGCGUCGCCGCUUUAAAACGGACGUUCAAACGGCAAACUACUGGCAACUGCGGUACAUCGGAGUGCCGGAACCGGAUCAGCGGUGUCCGACGAUCGUCCGAAAAGAGAUAUCGUCGCUCGUCCACUCGACGGACAUGAUGACGUACGCGAAGGCGCUCGGCCUCCGCAUGGACUACGAGUGGAUGAGUCAGGGAAAGCUCUGGACGAAGAGCAACAUCAAAAUUGUGCACUCGAAUCUGACGCGCACCGUUCGGCCCGGCUUCUACGACUCGAGCUCCAUCAAACUGGUCAGCGAUUCGUCGCUCGUCGAGAUUAGCAUUUCACUGCCGGAAUCUGUCGAAUAUAUGCCGGUAAGCGCAGAAAUUCUUCGACUUUCUCUGGAAAAAUGGAUUUCAGGCCGCUAAAACGUUGCGUGAUUUCGCUGAUCAACUGAUGCCGCUGGUGAGCAUGGAAAAGGUGGACUACUGGAAGAAGAUGUACUCGCAGUCGUCGUCCGCCGCUUCCAGUCCGCCGGCAAAACGAUAA